Messenger RNA from Sclerotinia borealis F-4128, 2757 nucleotides. The record is from the annotation of a GenBank genome assembly. NCBI's taxonomy places the organism in Eukaryota, Fungi, Ascomycota, Leotiomycetes, Helotiales, Sclerotiniaceae.
AUGUCUUCGCAUGCUAGAGUUUCUUCACAAUCUGAGCGGAGGACUGUCAAUGAUACCGGUAGUGGCAGCUCCAGAUCCCGCCCACCUUCUGCACUGGCAGGCACAAGAGCUGAUAGACCAGAUGUACGGCGACGACCUUCACCCCCACCAGUAGCUAUAGAUUCUAAUCCCCGAAGAACACAAUCAAGCUCGCAACGGAACAAUAGAGGGGUAGAAGAGAGGAGGACCGAAAGGGUUCAUGUCGCAACUCGAGAAACAGUGACGGCUAGAACAAGAAGCCCUGAGCGUCGCGCCCCUACGGAUCGUCCUAGGACCAAUGAUACGUCUAGAUCCCGCGGGGAAGAGCUUCCGUCAAAAACGUCGAAAGUCGAAACUCAACAUGUAUUACCAUGGGAUCCCCAAGUAUCCUUAGUGGCCCAUACAACCGCGCCAUUAGCAUCCAGGAUUUCCAUUCCACCACUUGCUUCUCAAGCUCCCCAAGCCUUGCAGCCCCAGUCCCUCCACGAAUUGUCUAUGGAAGUACAAGAAGCAGCUAUAUUGGAGGACCUUCUCUUUGUUUUCAUGGGAUACGAGGGACAAUAUAUCAGGUUUGGGAAGAAUUAUGAUCCUCUCGUUGAAAAGGAUCGUCUCGCGGGCCCCAGCUUUAAGAUUUUACCUGGCUUGGAUCCUAGUUUGCAGGACCUCACCACGACUAUGCUUAAGAUGGCUACGAAUUAUGGGGCAACUGAGGCUUUUGUUGAAGUGCAGAGCCGAGAAGAGUUUGGGGCUGUCAACCAUGCAUUGUGCGCUGCCAUGAGGAAACUCCUACAAGAUUACCUCAUUUUGAUUGCUCAGCUCGAAACCCAGUUUCUGACCAAUCCCUCUUUUACUUUACACGUUCUCAACCUCCACACACUUCCUACGAGUCAUAUGAUGUUCCAGCUGUCCUCACUUGCUCAUGAAAUAUUGAAGAGAAAUUCUCUGCUCGAGGAAGACGAGGAGGAUGGGGAUGGAAUGGAUGAUUUCGAGAACAUUCUAGAAAGUCUCCGCGAGGGUGGAGACCUUGGGCUUGGAAAUAUUCCAGGCAAGAAGAUCUGCAAAGGUGGAAGCGUACUGGGCCUCAUCACGAAACGAUUGGAGACAAUGUCCGGUGAUCCAGCUGCUCGGUCUCUUCUAACCUCGCUGUUACGAGAUGCCAGUCGUCCUUAUAUGGUGAUGCUGAACGAGUGGUUGCAUCACGGAAGCAUUAAAGACCCCCAUGCGGAGUUUCUAGUGAGAGAACAGAAAAGUAUCAAGAGGGAGAGGCUGGAGGAGGAUUAUACCGACGAGUACUGGGAGAGACGAUACACGAUCAGGGAUACUGAUGUACCUCCCCAAUUGGAAGGCGUGAAAGGUAAAGUACUCCUAGCGGGCAAGUAUUUGAACGUGGUACGUGAAUGCGGGGGUGUCGAUGUGAGCAAAGAGGUGAAAGAUGUUCCCCGAUCAUUUGAUGACAAUCGAUUCCUGGAAAACGUCAAUAGUGCCUACGCGCAUGCCAAUGAGUCUUUACUUAAGUUGUUGCUGACUGCCCAUGCUUUACCUGCUCGAUUGAGGUCUUUGAAGCACUAUUUCUUCUUGGACCGCUCGGACUUCUUUUCCUAUUUCCUCGAGCUCGGCAAUUCCGAGUUGCGAAAACCUGUCAAGGCUGUCAAUACAAGCAAGCUUCAGUCUUUACUGGACCUUGUUCUUCGACAACCUGGAAGUGUCGCGGCCCAAGAUCCCUUCAAGGAAGACAUCAAAGUUGAGAUGAACGAUAUCAGCUUGACAAAUAUGUUGACCAGAGUAGUCAAUAUAUCCGGUAUUGAACAGGGAGAGUCCCUACAAACCCCUGCUCAACCAGUCACAGAGAAUGAUAAGGCUGCUGUGGGCUUUACUUCCCUUCAACUCGAUUAUUCCGUCCCCUUCCCGGUGUCUCUUGUCAUCAGUCGGAAAACAGUCUGGAGAUAUCAAGCACUCUUUCGAUAUCUGCUAUCUUUGCGCUAUCUCGAGCAGCAACUUGUCUCCUGUUGGCAAACACAUAAUCGAGCCGCUACUUGGUCUCACAAAAGUUCUAAUCGGAACCUUGAAUUGUGGAAGCGGCGAGUAUUUACAUUACGAGCACGAAUGUUGGUAUUUGUACAGCAACUUCUUUACUUUUGUACGUCUGAAGUCAUCGAACCAAAUUGGCAGGGAUUGAUGGCUAGGUUGAAUGCGAAGGAAGACGAUAAAAUUGGGAAAACACCAGCCGUGAGGACGGUUGACGAACUCAUGCAAGAUCACGUUGACUUUCUUGAUACUUGUAUGAAAGAGUGCAUGCUUACGAACAGCCGACUUUUGAGGAUUCACUCUAAACUAAUGUCGACUUGCACUAUGUUCGCAACAUUCACUUCAUGGCUCUCAAGAGAACUGGAGAAGAUUGAUACCGAUUUAUUGGGAACGGAAAGACCUAGUACCAUGAAUGCACAACAAUGGGCUCGCUACCAGCGUGACCGAGGUGCUAGAAACGGCGAAUCUAACAAUGCGAACCCGCUUUCCGAAGGAAGUUUCGAUGAAGCACGGCUUGAAAAGAUGUAUGAGAUAAUCAAAAAAUACGAGUUUAAUUUCAGCAAGCAUUUGCAAAUCUUGCUAGAUGCUCUCAACCACUAUGCUGCUACGGAAACGGUGGUAUUAUUGGGGUUAUGUGCAAGAUUGAGCACUGCCAAUCAAGGCACUCAAUUCAAUGGCUUACGGACUGAUGAGGAUGGUGCAGGGCAACAAUAG